Molecule: messenger RNA, 438 nt
Organism: Triticum turgidum subsp. durum (durum wheat)
Lineage: Eukaryota; Viridiplantae; Streptophyta; Magnoliopsida; Poales; Poaceae
Source: the annotation of a GenBank genome assembly
AUGCGGAUCAAGAAAAAUGUCCCCAAGAUCGACAGGAAGCGAGACUACGACAUGAAGCUUUGCAAGUUGCUGAAUGAGUACUACAGUGUGCUCAUAGUGGAGGCAGACCACGUCGGCUCCACCCAGCUCGCGGCCGUCCGCAGGGGCAUCCGCGGCGAGUCGGAGCUGCUCAUGGGGAAGAACACCCUCAUCCACCGCUGCAUCAAGGUGCACGCCGAGGCGACGGGCAACGACAAGAUCAAGGCUAUCAUACCGCUACUCGAAGGAAACGUCGGUCUCAUCUUCACCAAGGCUGACUUCAAGAAGGUUCGCGAGGAGGUCGCCAAGUACAAGGUUGGGGCCCCUGCUCGUGUUGGGCUGGUUGCUCCUAUUGAUGUGGUGCUUCCCCCUGGCAACACUGGUCUGGAUCCCUCCCAAACUUCUUUCUUCCGUGCUUAA